This is a messenger RNA of Parasteatoda tepidariorum (common house spider), 4496 nucleotides long. RefSeq lists its product as uncharacterized. The record is from RefSeq and is a predicted model, not a curated record. NCBI's taxonomy places the organism in Eukaryota, Metazoa, Arthropoda, Arachnida, Araneae, Theridiidae.
GACCACACGAUUAUUUACGAGUUUAGGACAUAAGGUACUUAAAGUGACACGUACACAAGAAUUCCAUAAAGCAAUUGCUUCCGACAUGUGACUCAAUAAAUUUAUUGUUUAUUAUAUAUAAUAAGAAAUAAACCGACGUAUAAACAUUUUUAGUUGAAAGUUACAGUGACAAAUAUUCUCUGGAAUCAAGUUUAAUUGUCGAACUUCUCUUUCAAAAUACCAAGUUGAAUACGCGAAAUUCUCUUUCCUAUAUAAAAUUCAGGAAAAUUCUAAAGCAUAACAUUGUUAUCAAGAUUUAACUUUGAAUUUAUGUUAACUCAAUAUUAUAUACCUUUACACGAGUACCUUUGCACUAACGAGAUGGUUGAUAAGAUGUUUUUAUAAUGCAGCAGUAUUUUUCUAACUUCACCGCAUUCUUUCGCUUUGAUUGCUUGUUCAUCUUUUAAAUUGCAAAGUAUAUUUGUUUUUCAUUGCCCAUAAUUUCACAUACUUUUGUAGGGUUUAUCAAAAUAUAAAUCACUUUCAGCUGUCAUGCAUUUCAAAAAUAUAUUUCAAUGAAUGAAUGGAAAGAGAAGAGUGGCUCACAAAAUAGCAUACAAAAAAUUUUGGAAAAUUUUGGAAAAAUGGAAAAGUUGUACUGCAACAUAUAGAAAGCUUCUUGAAAAGAUAUAAGAAAAAACAGUUCCAAAGCUAGAUUAAAAUGACUUCAAACAAGAAACUUCAGGUACCAUGGCUACCAGCACCUGUCUGGAAAGAUUUUCCAAUGACCAAAGGCCUUAACCAUCAUCGAAUACCUGUUGGAAUCAUAGUAGCUGCGGACGAAGAAAUAACAUGUUUUCUAGAAAGUAAAAGUCUUGUCGAAGUGCAAGUAAGGUUCUUCAAUGAUGACUCUGAAACAGAAAACAUAUAUAUAAUUAAAGAUUCCUUUCCAGGUCGAGCUGCGAUUCUUGGUGUAAGCUCUGUAAGUGUUCCAUUUGUUGAUUGUGAGUACCUCAAAGAAACUCCAAGAGAAAGUCGCACUCUAAGUAUAGACUAUCCAUCCGAUUCGAAAAUUCUUCCGAUCUACCAUUUUGGUGACAAUGAGGAUGACUUUUUCAUGCUUUGGGAUACUCAAGAUGCAGAAUUUGCAUACAUUGAAUCAGAUUACUUCGGUUUUCUUAUACCAAAAAUAGACAAAGAGGCUACAAGAGAAUUACCAGGUGGUAACCACCUCGACGAUUUAAUUGCUUUUUAUGAUGAGAUUUUAAUUAUUUAUAAUCACUUAAUUGGAUUGUCAUUUGAAGAGACGGCAACCAAUCAAAAUGUAAGAAAUAGAUUUUUCAUCAAAGCUAACAAAAGUGGCGAUGGAAUGGCUUAUUACUGUGAUUGGUGUACGGCUGUGACGUCAGGAUCAAUCGAAUCAUUCUGGUUGGAUAUAAGCUCUACCAAUUGGGGAGCGUUGCACGAAAUAGGUCACGGACAUGAACUGAAAUGCCUUAAUGAUGAAACAUUAUCUGUUAGUGAAGUAUGGAACAAUAUUUUAGUUGUUUUUUACCAGACUAUUAUGUUUGGUAGUGAUGUAUCGACAAAGUGCACGAAACGAGAGGAUAUGGACAUUGUUGAAGCGAUUGGAAGUGAUGUUCCAGUCAAAGAUUGGGGUUUGUUCCAUAAAUUAUCAUUUUUAUUACAUAUGUUUGUUAAAGCUGGUCAGAAAUCUUUCCCGUGCUUUAAUCAGUUAAUCCGCCAAGAGUUAGAUGGCCACUUUCAUUAUGCUAGUGGAACAGCAUUCGUAGAAAAACUUAUGCAUUUCUUUGCGAUUGAUUUCGACAUCGACGUGUAUCCGUUUAUGAAAUUAGCAAAAGCAGCGAUAGCAGAGGAACAACUACUUGAACACUACUACGUUUUGUCCAGCGUGGCAUAUCCUCUGAACUAUCUCAUAAACGAUACUGAGGAACUAGAAAUUAUUAAAAAUAAACUGAAUCUGUGGUUUGAAACAAGCUUAGUUACUCCAUUAGAUUUAAGGCCAGCUAAAUUAAAAAAUGAUUUCACUGUAAAAAUAGAACACCACUUAUUUGAUCAUAUAUUUGGUGAUAUGCUCAAAUUAAUGGACGGGUCUCGAACCAUAGCAGAAAAGAGAAUUCUGAAUCAAACUAUUAUUUUUACAAACAUACCGGUAGGGGUGUACAAGGUUUUUGUUACACCUAACGUUUUGAAUGCCAAAUUGAUCUAUAACGAUUUUUAUGCAGUAGUACAUGCCAGUAAGCCUAGUGAUCUAUUUCUUACAGCCAAAAAAAUGAAAGCUCCCUCGCUUUUACGAGAUAAAAUCAAAUUUCUUGGUUUAGGUGAAAAUCAUUUUGCUACUCUAUCCGUAGAUCCGUUGAGACGAUUUGUAAGAUUCCAUGUAUUUUCGAACAAUCCACAUGAUUAUUAUAAAAAUGAAAACUACGUCAGUGUGAUUAUAAAAAAUGAAAAAAACGAAGUUAUUUUUAGCAAAACUUUAGAAGGCGAUAAUUGUGAGACUGGCAUGCAUAACAUAUACAUGGAUGGACCGUUGAUGAUUGAGUUAUUUCAUGCAGAAACAGAAAAGCGUCUAAAAACUGAUGAUCCGAUUAUGGAUGAAAUUAUAGAUCAUGAUAGCAAUACAAAUUAUUUAAUUGCAAAUGAAUUCGGUUUUCAAAAGGAGAAUACACCCAAAGAGUUGUUAGAGAAGAGAUUUUUAAAUAGAAUAGAAUUAAUAGCGAAUAAAAUUAGGAAAAAGUCCUCUUUACAUAAAAGACCUUUUUGUCAUCCUAAAUAUAACUUACUUUUGGCAGUUGAAACAUUUGAACAUAUGUUCCGAAGAAACUGCUUUUGCCUAAGUCUUCGAGAACAAUAUAAAGAUUGUUUUCAACCUGAAUAUUCAAAUCAGUUAGUAAACGCUCUCGUCAAUUUAAACAGAACUCCUAAUAUAAAAAUUUCCAAGAAUAAGUAUUGUUGUCACCUAACAAAUAGUAAUACAGGCAGAAGAACUGUUCUUCUUAAUGAUGAAUCAUCUAUUUUAUCAAGCACAAUAACAUUUUUAGGUUCUUAUGACAAACUGGUCGCAAAAUUGUUUGUAGAUGCAAGUGAAUGUGCAGUUAAUUUCCAUGUGUUAGAUUCAGAACCCCAUUUCAGAUACAGCGAAGAAACUUAUAUUGAAAUAACGAUUCGAAAUAAAGAAAACAAAGUUAUAUUUACCAAAACACUUCAAGGAUCAGAUACUGUGGAAGAAGAAUAUAAAAUAAAUUUUACAGACCUAGUUGAAAUAGAUCUUUUCCAUGCAGAACCAACCCGUUUACUGUUUGAUCAUCCUGCAUUGGGAAAAGUAAUUGAAAAGAAUAGUUCUCUCAAUACACUUAUUCUAACAAAAGAACUUUUUAAUGUAAACUACAUUUACGAAAUUAGACAAACUGAUACAGGAGAAAAGUUGUUAUUGGCAAAUGACGAAUCGGUAAUUUCCUGCAGCAAGUUGAAUUUUUUAGGGUUGAAUGACAAAUAUGUAGCUACGUUAUACAUCGAUACGGAGAAAUCUUUAAUUCACUUUAAUGUUCUAUCAACAAAUCCUCACAGGUGUUAUGAAGGUGAGCCGUAUUGCGGUGUAAAAGUAAGGAAUAGCAAAAAGGAAAUUAUAUUUGAUAAACUAAUCGAAGGAUUACAUCCAAUGCCAGAAGAAUUUAAAAUCCCUUUUGUCCAACGCGCUGAAUUGGAGGUUUUUCACGCAGAGCCGACACGUUUAAGAUCGAAUAAUCUAGCAAUGGAAGGUCUAAUAGAUCACAAAAGCAGCACAAACAAUUUUUCUCUUAGUAGAGAAAUUUCUAGUGAAUACUACGUGUAUGAUGUCACCAAUGCCAAUUUGGAUCAAAAAGUGGAAUUUCCAUUUGAAAUUCUUUCAACACCAGCAAGCAUCUUCAAAUUUAAAGGAAAAAGUGACAGACACAUAGCUUCGUUGUACUUAGAUUUUCACAAUGAUAGAAUUCUUUAUCACGUGCUUUCUCCGGAACCACAUGAUCGAUUUGAGGACGAAGUAUAUAUUGGUGUUACGAUAUACAGUGAAGACAAAGAAGUUAUAUUUUGUAAAGAAAUCAUUGGGGUAGAUGACACUGAAGAAAACUUCACGGUCAGCUUUACCGGACGAAUAGAGGUUAAGAUUUUCCACGCAGAACCCACUCGCUUAGUUUCCGACAAUCCUGAGAUAGAAAACAUGAUUGAUCAUGAAAAUACCGAAAACAAUUUCAUCAUUGAGAAAUCUCUGAACUUUCAUAGAAAGGGUAAAAAUAAAAAGCAUGCGAUGAAACGCUCUCUAAGACGUAAAAGUGUCUAAAAUCUGAAACCUAAAUGUUAAAAUUUGCAUUUAAAAUUUAAAAAAAACCAAUGAAUUUGUAUUAUAAAAAAAAUUCUGAUUCAUUCGUAGUCUGUCUUCUGCACAUUGUAAAAGAAGAUAGUUACAAGUGACAAAUGUAAAACGCAAAUAAACUGAAAUUGGAAAUGUUUUGGCGAGA